CUACGCGCGUUUGUCACGGUUAAUUCUGUCGAUGAAUGCCCUUAAUCCUCUCCCUGGCAGCUCCAGGUAGCCCAUGUCGCUUCCUCCGGCCCUUGGCACGCCUCGCAGGGCAAUGGCAACCUGCACCGCAGACUGCCAGAUUCGUUCAUCCGCGCCAUGCAGCACGUAUGAUCCUACCAGCAUGUAUCCCAGCAGUACACUAUCGAGAGCGCCAGCCUGUAGCUCUGCGAACGCGCAACCCACCUUUUUCUCCCCAUGACGGCAUAUCGAGGUUUUCGACAAAACACUCUGCAAAGGUCGAUCAGGAGGAGCGCGCUGCGGAUGAAGAAGAAGAAGAAGAAGAAGAGGAGGAGGAGGAGGAGGAGGAGGAGGAAGACACAUUUGGGUUCCUUGAAGGAGAGGAAGGGACGCAAAGGACAGAGGAGGAGAUACUGUCAAGUCCUGAAGAUCGAUUCAGCAAGGUCAGGGCUGGUCUAUCUGCACAGGAUCAAAGUGCAGCACAUGAGCCAGACAUGUUCGGGUUCCUUUCUGAGGAAGAAGGAGGAAGAUCAAGCGUGGUUGAGGGGCUGAUGCAACCCAAAGCAAGCCCCAAAAGAAACCCCCCUCGUCUGUCCACAUAUACCCCGUUCACCGCGCAGAGGAGUCGUGGCUCGAGGAAAGCACAUCGGCGCAGUCAGCCUACAAUUGUGCUGGACUCCAUACAAACUUCGGCACGAGAUCUCUACUCCUCAGCUCCACUCUGCAAGAUGGAUCUGUCGCACGCCAGCCCAAGACGCAUCAUGCCCGGCGGCUACAGGCGGCCAGCCCGAGGCUCUUUGCCUUCACCUAAAGUGUUGCACGAUCACACGGCUCCGACUUCUUUGUACACACUAUUGGCGAGAUACUUGGCUCAUCUGACUGCAGCAGCCUCCAAGGACGCACCGUUCAUAUGCACCCGGCAAGAACACGAACUACUACAGCAGGAAGGCUUGACACAGGAGGUUGUGCAGACAUGGGCAUUUUCUCUCCUAGAGAUGAACUCCAACACCGGUGCUAGAAUCUUUCAGCGUGGUGCUGAAGCACCGCCCUUCUUCCUAGUCUUGCUUUUUCUUCGUCGUGAGCAUAUCAGGGUGUAUGCUCUAGGCGUAGUUCUCAACCACAUCAGCUCCAGACUUGAACAAGGGUCAAUAAGCUGGAAAACUCUGAAGAUGCUGGUCAUACGAAUUUUGCGGCAUGCGCGUAAAGUAUGGCCCGAAUCGAUCCCCUGGAUAUCCACCAUCUUUCUAGACAAAGCAGCAAAGAUACACGACAACGGCAGCGACACCAACACUCUUCCGCCUCGUACGCUUAGCGAAAUCACUCACUUUUGCAACAACCUGUUGUCGUUGCUAUCACUGCCUUCAUCCCUCCGGCCGAUGAUAGCGUCUCGUCACCAAGAGAAUGCGCAGUUUCGUGUCUUGCAAUUCAUGGCAGGAAACGAUCCAUCGAUUGCGGUAACACGGACUGGCUUCCGGGCAAUCGCGCGGAUUCAGCUCACGCACGCAAAAACCGAACAAGAGAGAGACUGGGCAGAGCUGAAAGGACCUUCGUGGCCUCCGUGGAAAGAGAGUCGGACGGCGAUGGACGAUGACAAGGGCUACGAGUAUGGUGCUUCACGAGCCUCGAAGAUCUUGCAUCGUAUGUAUGAAGCCGGGUAUGCUGCGCGCAGCUGGGAGGAAGUGGCCGAGGUGUAUGCCGGAUGGGACACCGACUUGAGUCCCACCAUACAGACACGAACGCUGCUUCCGUUCGGAUUCCGAGGUGAUUACACUCACCAACUAUGGGCGGCGCGCAUACGAACUACCAGGACUAGACGAGAGGCUUGGGCAUGUUUUCUCGCACACGAAACGUCGGGUGCAGCUGCACAUGAGGAGAUCUAUCUUGCUAUGUUCGAGAAGCUGUAUCACAUGGAGGUACACCGACGAUCGGACGGCGAACCACAUCAGGAUAUGUAUUCCGACGAAACACCAGAGCAUCCGGCAGCAACUCUGCUUCCUGGUGACAUGAAGGAGGUCUUGUCUGAGCCAUCCUCCCCUUUGCACAACGUCUAUCUCAGCGAACCAGUGCCUGCAUACGAACAACUAUACCGCCGUAUGAUGAGCAAGAACAUGCGACCCACGGGGAGGCUCUUGGCCUUCUUACUGGAGACCUACCCUGAUUUUGCUACCACCUUCAAACUCCUGGAGAGCGCCAAGGGUGACUUCGGUGGUGGCGUCGGUUGUUUACUGACUGGUAACCAUGGCGAAGCCAACACCGUCCACAAUAUCCCCGACUACUUCCUGGCCGCGUUUGUUCGAUUCCUUUGCCGCUUCGGCCAUCCUACAAGGGGGCUCUCGGCCAAAACAACCUUCUUGGCACAGGAUCAGCAUAUUCGUCAGUUCAUGUUCAAUGAGAACUAUCUUCUGGAGUACGCCUACGCCCUUCUCUUACACUACAAACCACGCUAUCAGCCUGCAUGGACCGCGUUCAUGGAGAGAAUUGUGUUUAGCAGGUUCGGAAACAGGUCACUGUACCACGAGAAAGACAGUGCAACGGGCAUAACGGACGCUCAGUACAACAUCGUCGUCAAGCUUCUCGACACGCUAGCAUCAGUGGAUGUCGACGUUGAAGGGGACUUAUUCAACCUUGCAUGCACGGCUACCAGGUACGCUGCACAGGCUGUGCAUCGAGGAAACUUUUCGAUCGAGCAAGGACGCGACUUCUUGAGCACCCGGUCCUAUCGUCUCCGUACACUCUUCCAUCAUCUUGUGGGCGCCCACGCAGAUCCGGGUGUGCCAGUCCACACGACUAGCAUUCCGCCGCACAUGCCAGGUCCUGCAGAACUUCACGCCUAUGUUCGUGCACUCGGUGUCCUCCGCGAUUACGAGGGGCUGUACUCCUUCUCCACAUGGCUCACAAAGCACAAUGUUGAAGUUAUAGCGCGUGCGCGUGCACAGCACGGCGGUAACGAUAUGUUGUUCCGCACGCUUGUAGCACUAAGGGCUGCUACCGGUGGAUGGUUGGAAGAAGGACUGGACAGCCGACCUACAGCACCUGAGGAGAUUAGGCAACUCAUCAAGACGCAAAUUGACAGCGUGGAAGAAUGGGGUGGGUGGCCGAGCAAGAAGUACGUCACAUUGUAUAUUGAAGGCCACGUAAGGAGUGCGACGCCAGAGGUCGGGGGCCGGUAA
Macroventuria anomochaeta is the source of this 3188-nucleotide messenger RNA. RefSeq lists its product as uncharacterized. The coding region runs from base 36 to 3188 and encodes 1050 amino acids. The transcript is spliced from 2 exons. The record is from RefSeq and is a predicted model, not a curated record. Lineage: Eukaryota; Fungi; Ascomycota; Dothideomycetes; Pleosporales; Didymellaceae.